This is a messenger RNA of Penicillium canescens, 1401 nucleotides long. Its product is annotated as DUF2841 domain-containing protein. The transcript is spliced from 5 exons. Lineage: Eukaryota; Fungi; Ascomycota; Eurotiomycetes; Eurotiales; Aspergillaceae. Bases 1 to 1401 code for a protein of 466 amino acids. The record is from RefSeq and is a predicted model, not a curated record.
AUGGAUACAAAUCGUGGAUAUCCGUUCCCGGGGGAACUCGAGCGAAGACAUUCUGAUACCUGUAUUCCACACCAACCCAUGAACAUGUCGAUCACUCCUAAACAGCCCCUCAACCCAGAGUUCCCUCAUCCACACUUUGCUAUGAUCUAUAUCGACCACAAUGGGGAAUAUCAGCUACAGACCUCUGCCUCAAUGGCCGGAUGUGGAGGAGCCAUCUUCACACCGGAUGUCACAGACCGAUUUCUUGAAAUGACCUGUCCAGGGACGCAGGCCAGCCCAAGUUUCAGUACAGACCAAACCAACCAAGCAUCCUUCUCAGCCUGGGACGUGCAGUCGUCUCCCAACUGGGUUCAAUCCGGCCAGACGAGACCAAUGGAGAAGAUCCCGUUUGAGUGGCAAACGCCAAACAGCCGAAACAAAAAGCGUAGACCAAACCCGGCUGGCAUUGUCAAGUCUCGGUCCAAGUCUCUUUCUCCGCCGCCAACGGCGACACCCCCGCCUACACGGACUGUUCUUCGAGUGGGGAAUCGCGCUCUGCUACGACGGUACUAUGAAAAGGCAUUUGAGGAUUUUCAGCAACUCAACUGUCGUGCUAUCGCAAAGUCUUACAUCAAACUUGUUGAACCAAGGAAGCAGGUUCAUUUCCCGUACAAUGGACGCAGGGUUAUCGCCGGUGUCUCGCAGCGUGUUGACCCAGAGUAUACGAAGCCGGGGUGGUGGCCAGCUGGUGUUUUGCACAAGGAGCCUGAUCAUCUACUUAAGAAUGACCGCCUGCGACUCCUUGUCCACAUCCUCUGUGAGUUGAAGGACAGCCAUGGGGUCACCGCUGAAAAACUGCGCGACGCUGGUCAGGAUGUCCGACGCCAGAUCACACCCGCCAACAAACUUCAAGUUCUCGAUGAGAUCUACUUUGUUCGACAAAUGGAAGAACGGUUCUUGGACGGAGAAAUCGAUGCCAGUACUCUGAUCCAGAUCACCCACACACACCUCCCCGAAGCAAUCUACCACGACGUCGAUGAGGUCUCACCGCGCACCCAAGCCGCAUCAGCAUCAGCAUCGGCAAUCAAACAAGACCACGAUAUAAACGAUGCACACAAUGACAGUAUCCCCUCGUUGGACGAAGACGAGUCCAAGCUCCAGCCUCACUCGCAUAUCUUGCCCUUGUCACCCACAACCAGUGAGUCAAGUGGCCCACACAGCCCGAGAUCUGGCGGCUUUAGCUCGUACCCAUUGGUUGCGCCCCCUCCAACGGUGCAUGUCAUUCCACCAGAGUCUCCAACUGUCCCUAAGCCAAUGCAUGACCCGUCCUACAUGUCUGGCUACUACGCGCAGCCUUUCAUGUCUGACAAGGGCCAGGGAUUCUGGCCACAUGCCAGUCCUGUGUCGCAGUAUGGAUAUUGA